Molecule: messenger RNA, 1035 nt
Organism: Peniophora sp. CBMAI 1063
Lineage: Eukaryota; Fungi; Basidiomycota; Agaricomycetes; Russulales; Peniophoraceae
Source: the annotation of a GenBank genome assembly
AUGAUCGCGUUGUGCAGCACACUUCUCUAUCACGGCGUCUUGGCUCGUGGUCUAGGGAGAGGGAAGCGCAACGCGUUCGAACGCCUGCCUAUCGAAGUCCUUGACAACAUCCUUCUGUUCUCGGGCGCGUCGUCUCUUGCGACUAGGAAUGCCAUCCAGCUGGUGUCGCGGCAGUUUCGCUGCAUCGUUGUCCUCAACACAAACUUCUUGCGCGACCUAGCAUCCUUGCCAGUCCAAACUUCGGCUUUCUACGCGCAGUUUCAGCGGGCCCACUCUCUCGGACGCACUUUCGAUCUCAUUCUAGACGAGCGUAAUGAACGGCGACCUUUACCGCCACCGACCUGCCUGCUCAGCGGCAUCACAUUCGCGCACACCGUGGUUGUGCUACACACUGUGAACGUUGGAGAAGCAUUGGCGGCUCUUGCACGCCGGCCGAGUUGUGAUGUAUUGACCAAGCUGGUCCUGGCUCCCGUGGGCGACUUCACUACGGCCAAAAGGGUCUUGUUACCCCUUCGCGGGCAAGAUGGUGAAAUCCCGAUCAAGGCGCCCAACCUGAAGAGCGUCGAACUUCGACAGAUGGCCGUCGACUUUCCAAAGACGUUCGGUCUCCGUCAUCUGCUGGUCGACUGUCGCAGUGGUGCCGACCUCUUCGUCACGUAUAAUGCCUUUCGGCCGCAGACGUUGCAUGCUAUCUUGGCGCGUAACAAGUCACUGGAGACAGUUGAGCUCCGGAGUCCUAUUGGCGACUCGUAUCUUCAGGAUUCCGACCAGUCGGUGGCGAUGAUAGCUUUACUGGAGGUGGCAAAGUUCAAGUUGACUACGAGCCACGUUCCGGUUAUGGCCUGGAUCCUGUCGCGCUUGACUUUGUCUACUCAAGCAUGCAUAUCACUGGAGAUCGGGGAAUAUGCAAAGAAAGACGUCGACGUGCCCUCGCUGGUACGCGCAAUGUGUGAGUUCUCGUCGGCCAUGACUUCUUCUUCUGCAUCUGACUUCGAUGCCCUCCCUAGUACCGCACGUGUCCUCGCGGAACAUUGA